This is a messenger RNA of Salvelinus fontinalis (brook trout), 2671 nucleotides long. RefSeq names its product protein downstream neighbor of son homolog. Gene Ontology annotation, biological process: nuclear DNA replication. NCBI's taxonomy places the organism in Eukaryota, Metazoa, Chordata, Actinopteri, Salmoniformes, Salmonidae. The transcript is spliced from 8 exons. The record is from RefSeq and is a predicted model, not a curated record. Gene Ontology annotation, cellular component: nucleus. The coding region runs from base 139 to 2139 and encodes 666 amino acids.
CCCCUGAAAUUUUUGCGGGACUCAGAAGUAAAUUCAAGGAACAACAACACAGAGGCGUAUCGGCCGCACACAACUAUUUUAAACGGCUUUCUUCUUCUUGUUUUCGGACCAAACUUGUUUUUACAUUAUCCUUACAAAAUGUCACAACAAGCUGGUUACUCACCUAGUUUCAAAAGACCAGCUGAAAUCCUGCGAAUGCGGAGGAAGAAAGCCCGCAGCGAGGGUGUCGGUUCUGGCGGCCGUGGCGCGAUUUCCAGCCCGUGUGAGGGUGCCUCUAUAUCCGCUGUUCGACCAUUAUCCACAGGACCCCUGUUCGGCCAGGGUCGCUCUGGAGGGGGAGUGAAGCGGAGAAACCCAUUUACUAGCAUCGAGAACACCUUCAGCAGCCCAGCGAAGAAGAAGGUCUUUAUUUACACUGAUGACGACGCCGACUCUUCGGAUUAUGUGAAGCCGGGCGGCGCUGCAGGACUGGAGGGAGAGAAGUCAACAACAAGAACGCUCCCAUUUAGUGAACGACUUCUCCAGGCAGAAGAACUAAGCAAAGACGUGCCCAGCAAGAAACCAACUUCUCUGUCUGAAGACGACUCACUGUUUGAAGAUGAGGAUUUGUUCCAGGAGGAGAGAACACCCAUACUGAAGAGUCCCCAGGCUGGUGCAGUAACCUCCAUAGCGCCCCCUGCGUGUGUGGAGUACCCUGCAGACUGGAGUCUGAAGACGCGUCUCCUUUUCACCUCCCUGCUCCCCUUCUCCUGGGCUGUACAGCCCAGAGCUACAGAGGAGGCCCAGGGUCUUACCCAGCACUGUAGAGGACAAUACACUACUAUACCACAGAGUAUACAGGACCCUCGGACAUCUGCUGAGCUACGAUGUGGGUUCCAGCAGUGUCUGCAGUUCUGGCAGCACCCGUCCCUGUCCUGGCUCUCUCUGUUCCCCCGGAUAGGAGUAGAGAGAAGCUUCACUGGCAAGAACAUCCCCUGGGCCCAGGACAUGGCACUUCAACGGAGCCUCAUGAGUGAAUGGUCAGUGAGCCUGUCCUCCCUGUACAGUCUAUUGAAGGCCAGACUAUGUCCAUAUUUCUAUGUGUGUUCCUACCAGUUCACUGCUCUUUUCAGAGCCUCAGGACUGGCAGGUAACAGCAGCAUCACUGCACUACUCACCCCAACCACCAGGGGGCUCAGGGAGGCUAUGAAGGCUGAAGGUAUUGAGUUCACACUCCCCCUGCUGGAAGAGAGGAGGAAGAAGAGCAAGGAGCAGGGAUCAACCUCACACAGCCAGGAGACAGAUGGAGAGGAGGGGGAGACACUGUCUGAAGCCAGUGACAAGGAAGACGAUGAUGAUGACGAUGGUGGGUUUUCCUGGCUGACGGAGAUGGGAGUGCAGGAUAAGAUUAAGAAACCAGACAACAUCUCCAUCAAACUGCACAACGAGCGCAACUCUGUGUGUUUAGACCACAAGCCAGAGUCUGUAGUCUGUGUGUCGGGAACGCACACCUUCACUCUCAUCAACUUCCUCAUCAACUGUAAGAGCCUGGUGGCAGGGGCUGGAUCACAGGCAGGCCUGCCCCCCACCCUACUGGCCCCUACAGCCUUCAGAGGAGCUACGCUACACUCACUCAAGGCGCGUAGUGUGAACGUGAAGACCCAGGUGCGUGCUGGGUACCAGGACGUGUGCAGUCUAGAGGUGACGGGACCCAUAAUGCCUCAUUCUCUCCACGCCCUGACCCGCCUGCUUCGGCCUGCUCAGAGAGGAGGCUUCAGCACCGCACUCUACACACACGAACCCACCGCAGUCCUCAACACACACACCACCACCAGGGAACAGGUCAGUCACACACACACAACCCCACCAUCGUACCGAACACACACCACCACCAGGGAACAGGUCAGUCACACACACACAACCCCACCAUCGUACCGAACACACACCACCACCAGGGAACAGGUCAGUCACACACACACAACCCCACCAUCGUACCGAACACACACCACCACCAGGGAACAGGCUGAGCAGGCUGUAGAGCUGGAUGGAUGUGGUCUUCAUCCCAGCACCAUCCAGCAGCUCCGGGAGCCCUCUACCUUGGGGAAGUCUCCCCUCAGACAGCUCCACUUGAACAACUACUCCUACACAUGGAAGUCCUGAGAGCAGCUCACCCUGCCUCUAUCAGACUGCCCAGAGAGCACUGCUAGGCUACGUCCCAAAUUGCACCCUUUUCUCUUUAUAGUGAAAUGCUUUUGACCGGAGCCCAAUAAAGUAGAGCACUAUAUUGGAAAUAGGGUGCCAUUUGGGACACAGCCUAGAUGCCGUUGGUGGACCGUACCAUUCCUACACUGCCGUAUACUUACUGUCCAUAUCUGUCUGAUUAGCCUGUCCACAAAUUCUGGGUAUGCUGGCAAUUGUAGUUUUAUUAACCCCCUGUCCCCUGGACUACAACCCAAUGACUGAUGGGAAAUGAAGUUCUUGUGCAUGUAAAAUUCCUGGAUUUGCCAUAAUGAGAUGGAUUUGGCUAAAAAAGACUUGUUGAUGAUUUUAGACCCUGCCCUAAGAUGUUUUUGUCUUGAACCAUUUUUUUUAUUUCUGUUUUAAGAGCUUCUAUUUCAACAAUUGUUUUAUAUUAAUGACGUUAUAUCUGUACUGGUGACAUUUUAUUGGAUUAAAUUCAUUUGUCACGUGA